Molecule: messenger RNA, 974 nt
Organism: Aspergillus wentii DTO 134E9
Lineage: Eukaryota; Fungi; Ascomycota; Eurotiomycetes; Eurotiales; Aspergillaceae
Product: peroxidase family protein
Exons: 5
Coding region: 13-801 (262 amino acids)
Molecular function (GO): peroxidase activity
Source: RefSeq, a predicted model, not a curated record
CACUCCACCACAAUGAAGCUGGCGAUUCUGUCGACUCUGGCUGCGUUUGCCUCUGCAGGCUCUCCCUAUGGAUUGGGCUCUCUCGCGCACUGGACUCCCCCUGGUCCAACCGACUAUCGAAGCCCCUGCCCCAUGCUCAACACACUUUCCAACCACGAAUUCCUCCCCCACGAUGGCAAAAACAUCACCAAAGAACAACUCGUCCAGGCGCUCUCUUCGGCACUGAACUUUGAUACCGAGCUGGCCAAUUCCAUGUGGCAGAUGGCGCUUAUUGCUAACCCCGAUCCGAAUGCCACUCAUUUUUCUCUUGACCAACUCAACACGCACAACCUCUUGGAACACGAUGCCAGCUUGAGUCGCGCCGACGCCUACCACGGCAACAACUGGCGCUUCGACCAGACCGUCUUCGACGAGACGAAGAAAUACUGGACUGCCCCCGUCCUGACAGCCGACAUGCUCGCCAACAGCAAAAUGGCCCGCCAGCUCUCCUCCCGAGCAACCAACCCCAACUACACCUUCACCUCGUCGACGGAUUCAUUCAGUGUGGGCGAGGUCUCGGCACCGCUUAUUAUCUUUGGAGAUGGGCAAUCCGGCACUGCCAACCGCUGCAUGACUGAGUACUUUUUCGAACACGAACGCUUCCCCACAAGUCUAGGAUGGAAGCCAAGCUGCAAGCCUAUCACUCCAAAGGAUGCCACGAAAAUGGGAGAAGUGAUUACCAACGCCACCACUCUGCUUACUGGAUCUAAGCCGGCCAGCUCGAAUAAGCGUCGGCAUUUGCAUUUCGGACAUGCCCACUAAUGAUGUCUUAUUUUUAUGACGGUCGUGUCUUUACGUUUGGGGAUUCAUUUCAUGUUCAUAUUGUUUGCUGCUAUUGCUUUUGUAAUAAAAUGUUUAAAUUCUGUAGAUAUUAUUAACUCAACGCCGAUCCAACUUGCCCUUUCGUCCACCAUCAUCGAGGAGACCAAACAUGC